GGGCCAUAGCCGAGCCGGGAAGGGUUUAAGAGAGCAGAGCACUGGAAACCUCACCGGCGGCGGCGGGGACGCGACCUUCCACCCUCACGGUUUGCCGUGCCUCGUCGUCGGCGACCUCACCGCAGGCGGCAGGACACAGCAGUCCGGGGGCUCCUUUUCCACCGAAGUCUUCUUUCGUCGAUAGGCUUUGCCACCGCUCCCGCUUCCGCGCCCUCUCCUGGUACUGGACUGGCGAGGGGUGAGAUCUUUCCGACCCUGAACUGACUGCGGCUUCUGUUGGUAUUUGUUCGUCCGGAGCGCAAGAUCAAUCUGCUUUGAAACCAUAAGGACUUGUUGCCCGAGUUGCAGGCGCAAUUUACAUUUCCGAGAAUUGUUUAGGGGUUCAGUUGAACCCCAAUGCCCUACAUGAAGUCUGCCCCUGGUGGCAAGAGGAAUUGGGGCAGCGGUGGGAGCGCCAGUGGAAGGAAGAGCGACAGUAGAGAAGAUGCCAAAGGGAAAGGUACUAGGCUUGCCGGUUGGAGCAAGAGGGACAAGGGAGAAGAACAGAAAGGGCGCCAAGGAAAUGCAGGACCAAGGAGGAAUCGGAGCGAGGGAGUACCACGAGGGGGUCUGAGGACGAAUGUCUCUGGGGUUGGCAAGAGGAAAAGGAAGGGCGAUGAUGACUCGUGGGAUGGCAAUGGCAAGAAUGGGCCAUCUUCUAAACCAAAGCUUACCAGAAAGAGCGCUUCCACCAUAUCACGUCAUAAGGUUUCUCCUGGAAAUGGUGAUAGAUUGAAGUCUCAAAGUUUGUAUGAGGAUGACAUGCGCUCAGGAAAAAGGAGUACCAGCAAGGUUUCCGACUUUAGUAGAGGUGUCAAUGGUUGUUCGGUGUUUCGUAAGAACGUCGGGGCAUCCAAAGGGAAGAAGUUUGAUGAAUCUACAGAAGUCAGACGUAAAAAGGUUGGUGCUAAAGAAGUUAGUUUGGAUGAGGAAGUUGCAGAUAGCAAGAAGUCAGAUGACUCAGGUCAUAUUACUGAAGAAGAGAAGCCUCGCCAUCGUCUUACUCGAGUGCUGGACCGGACUGGGAGGAAAAUAAAGCCUGCUAAGAAGGAUAUAGUUCCUGACUCUGAGGAUCCUACUCCUCCUAAGAAGAGAAAGCGAAUGAAACUAGAUCCUUACGACACUUCAAACAAGCGAAUUGAUGAUUCUCCUCCUAAAAAGGAUGUUUCCAAUGCAGAGAAGGUUCUGGUGAAGUGUGCACCUGAAGAGACUGAAAUGUCUAUAAAUGCUAAGUUCCGUGCUAUACAUCCAAGUUCCUCAAUUCUUUCAUAUGUGGAAGAUAAUCUACUAGGUCGUAGGCGUCUAAAUGAGAUAAAAAAUGCUGGCUACAACGUCAAGAUUUCUGCUCCCUUGGAUAAUGUUCCCUUCUCAACCAACACAGAACGUGACCACAUAGAAGAAAGUGUGUUCAGAAAUAAGUUGGAAUUCUUUGCCGCUGCAAAGAUCUCUUCAUCAUUCCCUCCUCCUACAAUUCCAGAGAUAGCAUUCGCAGGUGUAUCAAAUGUUGGGAAAUCUUCACUACUUAAUGCACUAACAAGACAGUGGGGUAUUGUGCGAACAUCAGAUAAGCCAGGACUUACUCAGAGUAUAAAUUUCUUUCGGCUUGCAUCAAAGUUAUGCCUUGUUGAUUUACCUGGAUAUGGUUUUGCUUAUGCAAAAGAUGAAGUUAAAGAGUCAUGGCAAGAGCUUGUGAAGGAGUAUGUUUCAACCAGGGUUGGCCUAGAAAGAGUGUGCCUGCUUGUGCACACUAAACGUGGAAUGAAACCAUUGGACUAUGAGCUUGUGGAUUUAAUGGAAAGACACAAGACACCAUACCAGAUUGUACUGACCAAGACUGAUUUAGUUUUCCCAAUAGACGUCGCUCGCCGUGCUAGGGAAAUUCAAGAGAGCCUAAAGAAGAAUAAGUCAGCAGUAAACCCAGUGAUGAUGGUGAGCUCUAAAACAGGAGCUGGCAUACGCAACCUGAGAGGUGUGCUUGGAAAACUAGCACGCUUCAUCAAACCAUAGCAAGGCUGACAGCAUUUUGGUCUCUGCUGACUGGGGAUUAAACAAACAUAGGGUUAAAGCGUUGAUGCGUUCCUAGUUUGGCUCGGAUUCAGAGUAAACAAUUUUCUCUUGGAACACAUCAUGCCAUGCAGAUAUCACAUUUUGUAAAUGUGAUUGCACUUGUCUCAUGAUACAUAGAGCUCCAGACAUUAGCUGUUCUUUCAAUUUGUACCACUGAACUCGAAUUCCAUGAAAUAAUUCAUUACAUACGGCACAAGCUUACCCUGGUGUUA
This is a messenger RNA of Phragmites australis (common reed), 2318 nucleotides long. RefSeq lists its product as uncharacterized. The record is from RefSeq and is a predicted model, not a curated record. Lineage: Eukaryota; Viridiplantae; Streptophyta; Magnoliopsida; Poales; Poaceae. Gene Ontology annotation, molecular function: GTP binding. The coding region runs from base 397 to 2046 and encodes 549 amino acids. The transcript is spliced from 11 exons.